Messenger RNA from Rhopilema esculentum, 16873 nucleotides. NCBI's taxonomy places the organism in Eukaryota, Metazoa, Cnidaria, Scyphozoa, Rhizostomeae, Rhizostomatidae. The record is from RefSeq and is a predicted model, not a curated record.
CCAUCCCUGUUUAUCUAUAAUCUCUAUUUGGAGUGAAGCCUCGAUUUGGGAUUUUUGUAAAAAUGGCUGACAAACUUGUCCACAUGGUAUACGUGCCGGAAAGAUGAUUUUUAAAUUUUAUGUCAUCUGCAUGCUCCGAUGAUGGAAAAGUCAGAAUCUUUACACGAGUUCAAGUUUGAUCUUUCUGAAGCUUGUUUAGAGGUAACAAGAACUGUUCCUUUGCCAGAUGGCCAUCCUCUUGUUUCGUUGAAGAAGCCUCCAAAGAAGUCAAGAAUCUUUGCAGUAUUGACAGAUCUUAUAUGCAAGCCGGAAACAUGUAAACAAGUGGCAGCUUGCUGUAGGCCAAUUCUAGCAGAAAUUGUUAAAAGAUCAGUCUUGGAUGCAAUAAAAAAGAAUGAGAAAAAUCCAGGGUUUGCAUAUGCUAUCAGCAUUCUUACUGUUGAGUACCCUUUCCUCUCAGACAUAACGGAAGAAUAUUUCUCAUUUCUUAUCAAUUUAGAAUAUGGCAAAGAUAUUGAUGACAAUCAAGUCUGUGUUUUUGUCAAAGCUUAUGCAAAUCUUCUUGCUCUUAACUCAAAUAGAUUUUUUGAGUUUGUUGAUUGGAGGUUGAUUAUAAAAUCAUUAGAAAGCUCAAAUCAUAACUUUGAUGCUGUCAGAUGUGUCUCUCUUGCCGCAAAAUAUUGUGAUCUAAGUAAAUUGAUGCCACCUGAACUCCUGGAACAAUGUUUAAACGUGAAAUAUAAUUCUGGUAAUGGAGAAAAGAAUGAGAAACCGUCAUUGCAACAGAUAGAUGUUUGCAUGCAAAAUGGAGAUAACUAUUGUUUUGGAGAUAUUGUGUUUACAACCGAUGACAUCAAGACAAAUCUCAUUCCAGUAGCUGGGGUCUUGUUACCUAGAAAAAGGAAGCUUUCUCUUAUUGACCCAAAACUGAAAGAGUUUGUUGUAACUGCAGGGUCCUUUGAGAGUUUGCAAUCUUUGGCUUUUGCAAUAAUGACAAAGACACCAGUCCUUCUUGAAGGAGAACUUGGGGCUGGAAAGACAUCUUUACUUGACCAUUUUGCACUAAUGAUGGGGAAGGUUGAAGCACCAGAUAUUCUUAAGUUGCAGCUUGGUGAUCAGACUGAUAGCAAGUCCAUGCUUGGGAUAUAUGUUUGCACUGAAACCCCUGGAGAAUUCAAGUGGCAGCCUGGAACUUUGACAAAAGCCGUUAAGAGUGGCAGUUGGCUGAUUCUUGAAGAUAUCGACUCUGCACCCCUUGAUGUCAUCUCAGUGCUGAUUCCUCUUUUGGAAGGUAAACCUUUAUCUAUUCCAGGACAAAGCAGAGAAAUUAUACCAGCACCAGGAUUUCAGAUUUUUAUGACGAGAAGAAUUCAUAAGGGAUUUGGAGGCAGUUUUCAUCAAAAUGCACCAAGCAAAUCAAUUGAGCAUCUUUGCUGCAAAAUUCACUUGGAAUCUCUAUCUAAGGAAGAGUUACUUGAGAUUUUACUUAAAAAACAUCCGCAUUUGGAAUCAGUUGCAGCCAAACUUAUAGAUGUAUACUGUAUGGUUUCAACGGAUCUCAAACUAGAAUCUGCAAACGACACUGUUCUUUCUAAUUUACCUGCAUUGCAAAGAAAUUCAACUUCCAGAGAUUUCUUCAAAUGGUGCCAGAGGCUUGCAGAAAGAUUUCAAACCAGUGCUUUGAUCUCAGUAAAUCAUGAUGUAUUUCAAGAAGCAUUCUCUUGCUUUUGCAUUCCAGUUGGAAAUGUUGAAGAUAGGCUAACAUUGGCCCACGCUAUUGGUGCAAAACUUGGCAUCACAAAAGACAAAGUUGAGUUCUACGUUCUCAGGAAUAAAGGAAGCGUACAGCAGACACAGCUUACUUUUUCAGUUGGAAGAGCAGCUCUUCCAAAAACGGAAAUGUCAAGCUUUGUUAGAAAAAACAUGGUUUCCAAAAACUAUGCUUUUACAAGGCAUUCGUUGAAUCUUUUGGAACAGAUUGCAAUUUGUGUUUUUAAUAACGAGCCAGUUUUACUUGUUGGAGAAACUGGUUGUGGAAAGACAUCAACUAUACAAUAUCUUGCUUCACAGUGUGGGCAUAGGUUUGAUGCCAUCAACAUGAGCCAACAGAGUGACGUCACUGAUCUUCUUGGAGGGUUUAAGCCUGUUGACUUUAGGCAGAUAGUCCUUCCACUCAGGAGGUCAUUUGAAGAUUUGUUCGUGAAGACAUUUUCUCAAAAGCAGAACAUCAAGUUUUUAGGGCAUAUACAGCAGUGUUUUGCAGAGAAAAAGUGGGAGAUAUUGCUAAAACUAAUGAGUCAUUGUAAGAAAGCUGCACUGAAACGAAAGGGUCUCAAGAAAGAUAUGGAUGACUUAGAAGAGCUGAUAGUCCAAUGGCAAGCGUUUGGCCUAGAUCUAAAGAAAGUUUUGAAGCAACUUCACGAAGGACAUUCCCUGGCAUUUGCGUUCAUAGAGGGAACGCUAAUCAAGGCUGUAAAGAAUGGAGACUGGAUUCUUUUGGAUGAAAUUAAUCUUGCUACAGCUGAAACCCUUGAAUGUCUUAGCGGUUUGCUUGAAAGUAGAUCUGGAUCAGUUGUGCUCGUUGAGCGAGGUGAUGCAGAGCCAGUUCGAAGGCACGAAAAUUUCCGCUUGUUUGCUUGCAUGAAUCCUGCAACAGACAUUGGCAAAAAAGACCUGCCAUUUGGCAUCAGAAAUAGAUUUACGGAAAUCUAUGUGGACGAGUUGAAUGACAUUGCCGACUUGAAAGUCUUGGUCUCUCACUACUUGCAGCAUGGUGAAAUCACUUCGAAGCUUGUCGAUGGAAUUGUAAGGUUUUACCAGCUUAUUCAGCAAGAAGCAAAAGACAAACUUACAGAUGGCACAGGGCAUCGACCCCACUACAGCUUGAGAACAUUGUGUAGAGCUCUAGAAUUUGUUGCCCGGAGUACUAACAUGGCGCUACCAAGAGCUAUCUACGAGGGCUUUUGUCUAAGUUUUCUAACUCAGCUAGAUCGGUCUUCCCACCCAACCGUUGAAGUGAUGAUUCGAGUGAACAUCCUUGGCCACCUCACUAACAUCAACAGUUUGUUAUCUCAACCAAUUUCAUGUCCAGGAAAGCCUUCUUUAUUUUGCCAAGUCGAAGGGUAUUGGAUAGAAAAGGGAGAGACUGUGGUCGCUACCCCUCAAGAAUAUGUCUUAACAGCUUCUGUUCGCGAGAAUCUGCGGGACCUUGCGCGGGUUGUGUCUGGAAGAAAUUACCCGGUUUUGCUGCAAGGUGAAACUUCCGUUGGAAAGACAAGUUUGAUUACAUACUUGGCCAAAAGCACAGGGAACCAAUGCGUUCGAAUCAACAAUCACGAGCACACUGACAUACAAGAAUACAUCGGCUGUUACUCUGCCGAUGAGAACGGGAGACUGGUCUUCAAGGAUGGUCUCUUGGUUGAUGCUAUGCGAAAGGGCUACUGGAUUAUCUUAGAUGAACUGAAUCUUGCUCCUACAGAUGUCCUAGAGGCGCUCAACCGACUACUUGAUGAUAACAGAGAAUUAUUCAUAGCUGAAACUCAAGAAACGAUCAAAGCCCACCCUAAGUUUAUGCUGUUUGCAACUCAAAACCCACCUGGACAGUAUGGCGGACGAAAGAUUUUAUCAAGAGCUUUCAGAAAUCGAUUUGUUGAGCUGCAUUUUGACGAAAUCCCAAGCGAUGAGCUGCAAACUAUUCUCCAUAAAAGAUGUCAUCUUCCUCGGUCAUAUUGUGGCAAAUUCGUUGCUGUGAUGCAAGAUCUUCAGACUCGAAGGAAAUCGUCUGGAAUAUUCGCAGGAAAGCAUGGAUUUAUCACCCUGAGAGAUUUGUUCAGAUGGGCUGAGAGAUAUCGACAAACGCCAAUCGAGAGCCUGAAAACAAGGUUUUAUGACUGGGAUCAGCACAUUGCUGAAGAUGGCUACAUGCUGUUAGCGGGAAGAUGCAGAAAACCUGACGAGGCUACUGUAAUCCAAGAAACGAUAGAAAGAAUCAUGAAGAGGAAGAUUAAUCUAGAGACCUUGUAUGGAACUGGCUCACUGAUAACCUCGGAAAUUUUACAGCAGGUUGGUUCGGCAAAAUUUGACAACUUCGAGCAUCUUGUUUGGACCAGCAAUUUGCAACGUAUGGCUGUUCUAGUUGGACGAGCAAUUCAGUUCAAUGAACCUGUUUUACUUGUUGGUGAAACCGGUUGCGGAAAAACAACGAUUUGUCAACUAUUCUCAAACAUUCGCAACACAAAACUAUUUUCAGUGAACUGUCACAUGCACACCGAAUCCUCUGAUUUCAUUGGUGGAUUGCGACCCGUUAGGCAAAGAGAUCAAGAUAGUGAAGAAAUGAGGCUGUUUGAAUGGAGUGAUGGGCCUUUAGUAACUGCACUCAAGGAAGGCUCUUCAUUUUUGAUCGAUGAGAUAUCACUGGCCGAUGACUCGGUAUUAGAGAGACUAAACAGCGUUCUUGAAACAGAUAAAACUUUGGUCAUAGCGGAGAAGGGUGGAACUAGCAACUCGACGGAAGACGAUAUUGAAAUGAUUGUUGCAGAUCCAAACUUUAGAUUAUUAGCAACUAUGAACCCAGGUGGAGAUUUUGGCAAAAAAGAGCUUUCACCAGCACUGAGAAAUCGUUUCACUGAAAUCUGGUGCCCACAAUCUGAGGAUCGAGAAGAUUUCAUCAAGAUCAUUGAACACAAUAUCAAUGUAGCGCCUGACACCCAGGGGCAAAUAAAUGGACGGAAGUUGGGUGAAAUGAUGGUUGACUUUGUUCAGUGGUUUCAGAAAACAGAACCAGGCCAGAGAGUUACAAUCAGCAUUCGAGAUUUUCUGUCCUGGACUGAAUUUGUGAAUAAAACUUGUAUGACGUAUGCUGACGAAGAUCAAUCUGCAAUGACUCUUUCGCCCCAAGUUGCGUACAUUCAUGGCGCAUUCCUUGUGUUUAUUGAUGCGAUUGGGUCAGGUAGCAGUUGGUCUGGUCCGAAUUUUUCCCUGGAGGUUGCACGCAAAGCUUGCCUGUCUUUCUUGAAAUCCCAAGUGGAAAUCCAGGCUGAUUUGUUGCGCUACGAAUUUCUGCUAAACCACCAGUUUUUAUUUGGGAUUUCCCCGUUUGUGAUCAGCCGAGGUCCUCUUCCUCCGGUUCCAGUGACUGGUUCAUAUUCUUUGACAACCAAAACGACAUCAGAGAACACGCUCAGACUUCUGCGUGGCCUGCAGUUGGCUCGUCCCAUUCUCCUCGAGGGUUCUCCGGGAGUUGGAAAAACAAGCCUCGUCACUGCUCUUGCAAGGCAUUCUGGAAAUGAACUGACUAGAAUCAAUCUUUCAGAACAAACGGAUGUUACUGAUUUGUUUGGUGCUGACCUACCUCUUGAGGGUGGGAAAGGAGGACAAUUUGCUUGGAGGGAUGGACCAUUUCUUAAAGCACUGAAGCAAGGCCAUUGGAUUGUGCUAGACGAGCUGAAUCUUGCUUCGCAAUCUGUUUUGGAAGGUCUAAAUGCUUGUUUCGAUCACAGAGGAGAGAUUUUUGUCCCUGAGCUUGGCAAAAGUUUUAAAGUUCAACACAAAACAACACGGAUUUUCGCUUGUCAAAAUCCACUCAGUCAAGGGGGAGGAAGGAAAGGAUUGCCCAAAUCAUUUCUGAAUCGAUUUACCAAGGUCUACAUUGAGCCAUUAAAAGAAGAAGAUUUACUUUUCAUUAUAAACGCCGCACAUCCCAACCUCGAUACGGGUAUAAUAACGAAAAUGAUUCAAUUUAACGCCGAGAUGCAAAAGAAAACGAUGAUUACCGGUGAAUGGGGCAGAAAAGGAAGCCCUUGGGAAUUCAACGUGCGAGAUAUUCUGCGUUGGUGCGAGUUGAUUGUCCGGUAUCAGGACUCUUCCCAAUGUGACCCGUCUGAGUUUCUCGAUCUUGUGUAUGCAGAUCGCAUGCGAACAAUCGACGAUAAACAAAAGGUUUUUGAAUGCUACUCACAAGCCUUUCAAGAUUUUGACAUUUGGAAGAAAGCUAUGACAAGAAAAACACAAUUCUCGAUUGGACCUUCGCACGUGCAGGUUGGGAAUUCGAUCCUAACAAGAAAUUGCGAAAAUGUUGCUCUCCCUCAGCAAUCGACUCCUUGUUCUCGCUUACUUCGAAAACAGCUGCCUUACAUCGAAUCAGUCAUGAAAUGUGUUGAGAUGAAUUGGAUGACAAUACUUGUUGGGCCAAAAGCCUGUGGUAAGACAAGGAUUGUAGAAACAAUAGCAGAACUCACAGGCAACACACUGAAUACCCUGGCAAUGAACAGCAAUAUGGAUACGACUGAACUGCUAGGAGGAUUUGAGCAGGUUAAUCUCAGUCGUCAUUUAGAUGACGUCAUUGUCAGUACUGAUGAUUUAAUAAGCGACUUACUGAGGUGUGAAAUUGGUGAAUUGGCAGAUUCUUCAAAUAUGCAAUCCUUCACAGCCCACGUUGAGAGUCUAAUUGACAUGAAGAAAAGGCUAAGAGCGCUUGAAAAUGAAAAAAUCGCUCAAAGUGGAAAGGAAUUAAGUGAUUCAGUUGAAAAGGUGCUUGAGAAGUUUCAGAUUUUGGACGAAGUCUUAGAAGGUGCAGGCAACAUGGCCGACAAAAAUGAUUCAUUGAAGAUCAAUAUAGAUGCAGUAAAGCAAUCAUUUCAUACAUUGAAAGAUCGAUUUGAGAAAGAAGGACAAAGUUUUCAUGCCAAAGGCCAGUUUGAAUGGGUUGAUGGUUUAUUAGUUGAAGCGUUGAAAAGGGGGACUUGGCUCCUUAUUGACAAUGUGAAUUUCUGCAGCCCGUCUGUGCUUGAUCGCCUCAACGGCCUUCUUGAGCCAAAAGGAGUAUUGACAAUUGAUGAACGAGGCGUUCAGAACAACAGUAUCCCAACUAUAACACCGCAUCCAAAUUUCAGAUUGUUCCUUGCAAUGGAUCCAAAACAUGGGGAAAUUUCUCGUGCCAUGAGAAACAGGGGCAUUGAAAUCUACGUGAUUGGUGAAGAAGAGGGGAUGCCAUAUUCUCCAGCAGAUAAAGUAGAACUGGUUAGCUCCACUGGUAUGAGCGAACAACCAACUACAUCAAAGCUGAUUUCUAUCCACGAUGAGAUGACCAAGUUAUUCCCACAUUCUGUAUGUGAGCUUGUACACGCUUCAAGACUUGCUAAACAGAUAAUUGGUCGUGGAUUCUCUGCUGACGAAGCCGUGAAGCUAUCUUGCCAGAAUGUUUACCUAAGCACUCAUAACGAUGCCGAUACCAAGGAGAAAAUUACGUCAGUAAUCGAUACCCUAACUGACUCAAAUGAUGACCAAACUGAGACUGGCAGUUGCCAAGACGAGGUUGAAGACAGUCAGCAUGAACAAAUGGACGCAGAAUAUAUCGAGAAUGAAGUUUCGUUGCCUUCAGUGGCUGAGCUAUCCCAGUUAUCAAAAGUAUCUCGAAUGAUUCGAGAUAAAAUAUGCCUGAAGUGGAUCUCAAAGGACAGGAAAGGCGAUCAGUCAAUUCUUCUUAUGCUGAAGAUAUUUUUGGAGAGAGCAACGGUUGAUGAUUACAUGAUGCGUCUGAAACUUUUGACGACAGAAAUCGCGACCUUCGAUCUCCAUGCUGAUCAAAUCCGAGUUUUCCAAUCGAUAAUUCUCUCGUUUCAAAAAAUCUUUGAAGAGAGCGUCUUCCUGACUAUCCGAAAAGAUUUGCAGAAACUUAUCAGUUAUCUGUCACGUGACCCAGCCAUUUAUGCUGAGAUAUCAUAUGAUCUACGCUUGAACAAACGACUGAUACAAGACCUCUUGCUCGCAGCAAACAAGAACCCAGAAAUGCAAUCAAUCGUUGAAGGCCUAAAGUCACUAUACAAUAGACUUGAAUUGCUGCAGAACCAUGCAUCCAUUGCUGUAAAAGAAGAACUAGCUGUGAACAGCCACAAACAACCUGGCAAAAACUCAGUUUUGGAUUUGUCAAAGAAAUUUGUUAGCGGAACAUUGCCGGCAUCGAAACUUCCUCACAGUGUUAUCGAGCUGUUUUACCCUUAUUUCACUGUUCUUGGCAACCUUCUCAAUGAGUCUCUACAGGAUACCAGCUUCAAGCUAUCGUGUGAUCUCUUCCACAAGCUCUUGUUUUCAAUAAAGUGGAGAGACAGGUUCUGGCGCCUAUGUUCAGAAAGGCAAUCGCAGCAUUCAGUUCAGUUCUUGAAAGCCUUGUUUGCAAUUCAUUGGAAAUGGGUAGUUGAAGAGUUAAACCCAGUAUUGGCAGAACUUUUCACUUGUGAAAGUGCUACAAACACGGCUGAUUUAGAAAGAUUGGUCAAUGGUAUUUCAUCAAGAUUCAGUGAAGGCCUUCUAGCAAACUAUGACGAAGUUGAUGGGGAUUUUUCGAGAAGACCGCCACCUUUCAAUUCAGAAGACAUCUUUGCUCUUUGGUCCAUUCUCGAUGCAUUCCUACAAGAGCUAAGCAUUGCUAAACAGCUGCAACUCCAAAAACCAGAAGCUGGUCUGUCAACGUUGUUUACAGCAGACGGUAGAAUGAAGAGAUUGAAUUUGUUCCAAUGCCUUAUGCACUUUUUCAAUUUGUUAUUGAAAGAGGAAAUAAGUGUCAUGGAUAUAACAGCCCUGCAGACAGCAAUUAUGAUGUCUCUCGAAGCCCCUGCCUGCAACACAGAGGCACUUGAUGUUGCCAUGGAAUCGGCAGAUUCUGCAAAUAGGAUGAUAACGCCGGAGCUCUUGUUGAUUUAUGGAAAAGUGAAUCAUCUUGCUUGGCUUAGGAUCGUACAGAACAUGGUUCAUGUGGAUAAUGUUGCCAGCGGUCACUUGCAGCAAAAUGAGAAUCUCUUUAAAUGGAUUACCAAGAUAUCAGAAUUCACAGAAUUUCAAGAAACAGAGGAUCUCAGAAUCAUUGCAUUUAUACGCUCUCUACUUGAGCAUUUACAAGAGAAUAGAAUUCAACAACUUCCAAGGCAUACAUUGCCUACGCUCAGAUCUCAUUUCCACGAUCUCCUUACUUUCACAUUGCAAAAGAGGCUGGCAGAUGUCUUGAGCAAACCAACUGAUGGUCGACUGGCUAAAACAGAUGAUUCCUUAAGCAUUUUCUCAAGUACAAAUGCUACUGUUAUUGCACCCUGGAUACACAAAAGGCUUUCAGUUGCUUCAAGGAUUAGUUUCGCAGAUAACGAGACAGUUGAUCCUUUUGAAUGGAAGAUCAGUGUAAAGGAGAUUCAAGAAACUCAGGCACUUUUAUCAUCCUUGCUCAAGUUCAAAUGGAUUCAUGGAUCCAUGUUGAUGGUGUUGCCACACGAGCUUUUAAAUGGAGCAUUUCAAGAUACAAUGAGAAUACUAAUGGACUUGGUAAAAGAUCUUAGGCUAGAUGAUUUGGUUGGUGAUGAUAUACAGAAUAUAAUUUGUAAAGAUAUUUCACAGAAUGCUAUUUUGGAAACCUUAGCAACAAAGUUUAGCAAAGACGGCUUGAAAGAUUCUAAUCUCACGGUUAAUAUCAAGAAUAUUUUUGUCACAAUUGGCGUAUUUGCAGAGAAGGAGCUUGCUGUAUUGCUGUCACAAAAACUAGUUGAGCAAGACUUGUUUAUGAGGAAAGUUCGAUUCCUGGGCGAGUUGAUGUCCUGUGUUGGAAUGUGCAGAUUUCUGCUAGCAAUUCCAAGAAAUCCUUACGACAUUGCAGAAGAGGCUAGGUUAAAAUGUCACUACUUUGAGGAAGAGCUGAGAGAAAUAGAGACAGAGUUAUGUCUACGAUAUGAUCUCGAAGAACAGUUAUGUGGUGUGCCAAAGCCUAGCAUAUCAAGACACGAGAAAGCAGACGUACAGCAUUACACGUCAAAUGAGCCAAGAGUGACGCUACUUCUAGAGAGAAGAGAGUUUUUGGUAGAGCAGAUAAGAGAAUUGCAGACCAAGGUGGCGUUACGCCCAAACCCAUCUCAGUAUGACGUACUGGUAAAAGACCUCGUUCAUUUUCAUAACAAUGUAACCAAUCAAAGCGCAGUCUUUGGGCUGCUUCUCAAUUCGAAUGAGGCGCUUCAGUCGCGUGAGAGUGGGACAAAGUUUCCACGGAAUUUUCCAAGGCGGAUGAAGAUCUGGAUUUCGUCUGCAAAGCAAUUCAUGUUGCAGUUGGAGAAGAACUAUCCAAUGUACCAGGAUAUAGUUCUUCCAAUCAUAUGGAGUUUGAAGCAGAUGACAAGUGGUUUUUCUCUUAAUUUGAUUGGAAUUGACUGGCAUAUGACCAGGUCCAAAGUCAACAAAACAAUUUUAAAAGAAGAGGUACUGGCAUCAGCACAGGUUUGUUCAGCAUUAGCAGCAUUUCCUACUUCAAACUCAACUACUUUGACAAUGCCAUCAGAAGCAGCUGCAAUUUUACUUUCGCCAGAAUUUAUGCAUGGCAUCAAAGCUUUGAUGUUGAGUCAUGAAAAUCCUUCAAAUGGAUCCGUGGCAAGAAUCCUGCAUCUAGCUUUAGCCGUGCUCGGCCUUGAUGUGCUCCUUCGCGGUCACCAGAAUAAGGAAAACAAGUUUUCUGUGAAGAAUGUUCUUGCCCGGUUCCAAAACAUCUGGCUGGAAUUCUCGGAACAGCAACGUAAACAGGAAGAGGAAGCAGAUUCUAUGUACAGAUUCAAAUCGAAGUCUCAUUGUGCAGAUAGUGAUGAGGCUACGUUGAAUGAGAAGUCAUUUAAAGAGCUUUUCCCGUCGUUUAAUCGAGAUUUUAAUGAUCUAAUACCUAAAGGAACGUUGGAUGACGAUGAUGAUAUGGAUAAUGAGAUUACUGAAUACGAGAAAAAAGAGUUAUCAGAAGAUGAUGCGAUGUCAAGAGAAGGUUUAUCGCAUCACAUGUCAAGUGUGAAUAUUGUUCAAAUUUACAAGAAUCUGAGCAAUAUAGUUAGAGUUGGUCAACAGUCCCUGCCAGAGAUGGAGCAGAGCAUAGAACAAUUAUUUCUCAAUGGUUAUAAAGAGUUUCUCUCCUUAGCUUCGUUGGAUGCAGUGAGAAAAGACCCUUUGGUUGAUAGUCAGCUUGCAACAUCGAACCUGCUUUUUACGUCACUCCUAAAAAAGAGCCUCGAUUUCAAAGCAACUGCCGUUUCUGUUGAAUUCGACAUCUACCACGAGUGCAAUGUUGCUGAAGUGCAGAAACUGCUUCCAUUACUUGGAGACUUUUCUUCUCGCUUAACUGAGCUGCUGCUAGAGUUUCCAGAACAUCCAGCUUUGCUGCAGAUUCAACAAAUAAUUGACAGGAUACUGUCCUUCCCUAUCAAUCAACCGCUCAUGAAGUUUUUGACAGGCUUGGAGAUCCUUCUUCGUCAAUCCCAGGACUGGGAAUCGUAUGCGAGCUCGAGAGUGUCACUCAAAACACAACUGCAAGCGGUUACGAAUCAGAUCGUUGAAUGGCGAAAACUGGAACUAAGAUGCUGGCCUCGUCUUCUGCAAGUUGUUGAAAACAAAUUUGAAAAGGAGGCCCAAGGAUGGUUUUUGAAGAUAAGCUCUGCCUUCGAAGAUGCUUCGCAGCAGAUAAAGAACAAAGAAGGUGAUAAUACAAUGACAAGAAAAGAGUUUGCUAAACUUCUUCAAGGAUUCAUUGAGAGUUCGUGCAUUGGUGAAUUUGCCGCGAGACUAGAGCUCAUCAGCAUAUUGUAUAAGAUGGCGAAUGAUGACGAACAUGACUUCGCCCCAAUGUUUUGGAAUAUCCACAACUAUUACAGCCAGUUUAUCUCCAGUGUGAAUAACGUCAUACAGACGUCGAAAACGCGUAUUGAAAAGGACCUCAAGGAUUUUGUUAAAAUUGCGAAAUGGAAAGAUGUAAAUUUUUAUGCAAUGAAACAAGCGGCAGACAAAUCCCAUCGCACUCUACACAAAUUCAUGCGGAAAUUUGAGGAGUUCCUUGCAUCUCCAGCAAGUCCAUAUCUGCAACUGAGCGAUAAAGAACCUGGAGCUGCAGUCAGUCUGGACAUUGGAAAGAAACUCGAUGUCGAUUCCUUCAAAAAUUGGACCCGAUUUUUGGUUGCGAAAGAGAUUUUGAAUGGUGUUGAAGGUAUUUCGGUUAAGAAUGAGUGGCUGAAUUGUUCUGUGUCGCUGAGCCGAAGGUUCCAGAAGAAAUGUGGAAGGUACUUAAAAGAUGCCAAACAUCAGUUAAUGAUCGAAUUGCUGGAUGAAUUUACGGGGGAUGUCAUCACAAAUGUCAAAGAACUGCAGUCCAUCGAAAUUCUAAGCUUGCCUGCAGAAAAACGUGCAGCUGCAAGGAAACAUUUGGACCUAAGGAAACGAAAAGCUCUGGCAACACUUUUCAAGAUACUGACCAACAUGGGACUAUCUUACCGCAAAGGCCUAGCCAUCGCAUCGAAUGAAGACUCAGAGCUCCAUAUAAUGUCACCUGUUUUGGAUUUCGAUAACCAAAACAUGCAAAGCGAGCAUCUGUCUAGCCUCAAUCGAUCUUGCUAUGACUACUACUUUAGAUGCCUUGCUCGGCAAUCAGCUCUUUCUCAAGCACUAAGAACACCGUCAAAGGAACUCAAUGCUCAAGACAUCGCAAGAUGCAGAGGAUUUGCAGAUCAUUUGCACGCAGUUGUCCAGAAUCAAAGACAAAAUCUAGCCUCUCUGAUAAAGAAUUAUAAGAUUAUAAGAUGUAAAUCAAAUAAUUUAGACGAGCUCUUGAACGCAAAUGUUGAGAACACAAGCUUGAGUGCAAAGUCUGUUCCACCACAGACCGUUGCUUUCUGCUCUCUGAUGAAGCUGAAAGAUCUUCUUGACUUAACAAUUUAUGUGAUGAAACAGUUCAGUUUGCUUGUCAAGUGUUGUCCAAGUGACAACGCGUAUGAGGCUGUUUGCCUUCUUCCUGAAGAUGAACUGGCGCCCAUCAGCAAACCCACCCUUUGUGUUGAGAAAAGAUCUGAAGUGCUUCAGGCCAUUGAGCGAAUCUUGGAAAGCAGUCUGUCAAAAAAAUCAGACAUCGAUGAAAUCUUUAACAAGAUUCUAGAAGAUAAUUCCUCGUAUCUCUUUUCCCGCCAACAAUACAAUCUUCUUGAGAAUACAAUAGAGAUGUUAUGGAAGAAUUGUGACCACUUCGCUGAGAUCGAACAGGCAUUCUUGGCACCAAGGGAGGAUCCAGAGACAAGUAUGGCACGCAGUGUAUACUUGUUGCGAGUCAAAACGCAUUCCAUUCUGCAAGAAUGCAAAACGGAUCUCUCUUCUGUCUAUCGUACUGAAGCUGAACCACCUUCAAACAUUCCAGACCUUGGCCAAUCGGUUGAGCAUCUUUUCAAGGGCAUCUUGACAUGCGUCCAGGAGUUAUUAACUCUCGAAAAGCCCGUCAACAAUAAAGAGGAAAAUGAAGAAAAUAUAAAAGGUGAAAAUGACGAUGAAUUGGAGGAGCUUGAUAUAUCUGAAGGACACAUAAUACCAAGUCUUGAAAAGGAUUUCUUCAGUGAAAUUAAUAAGCUUAAGACGUCAUCAGUUUCCAUGAAUUUGGCAUCAAUGUUUCAAGCUGCAAGAGAGUUCUUUGACAGCAAAGAAGAAAACGGUAGUGAGCUUCGGUUAAUCUAUCCGGUUAUCGACCAGUAUUCUAGGAUGACGGAAUACUUCUUGGAAAAGUUGCUUCAUUUGCACAGAACUACAUGCAAACUGCUCUUUGUUUUGUCUGGUAUUUUCACGGACCUCGCCACGCGGGGGUUUUGCUUACCCCCUGAUGAAGUCGAAUCUUCCGGUGAAGGUGCUACUCAAUUUGAAGACAUUCAGGGCGGUGGAAUCGGAGAAGGUGAAGGAAUGAAAGAUGUCAGCGAGCAAAUUGAAGAUGAAAGUCAGCUGGAAGGGGCUCAACAAGAAGGCAAAGAGAAAGAGGACAAACCAGAACAAGAUCGAAACAUUCAAAACGAAGAGCAUGGCAUCGAAAUGUCAGAUGACUUUGAUGCUCGCCUUCAUGAUGUUGAUCCGGAUGAAGAAGGAAAGCAAUCGGAUUCUGACGAAGAACAGGAACAAGAGGAAGAGCAACCGGAUGAAAAGAUGGGACAACUGGAAGGAAUGGAGGAGGAGCGGUUUGAUGAGAAAUUUUGGGGUGAUUCUGAUGACGAAGAAGAAAAUGAUCCCACAGAUGAAAAUGACAAGGGGCCAGGGGCUGAGGGGCAGGCCGAGUCAGAGCUCGUAGCUAAAGACGAGCAUGAUGGUCAACAAAAAGGAGAGGAAAAAGAAAGGAAACGGGAGGAAAAGGAAGAAGUUUCGGAAGAAAUAAACGAACUUUCUCAAGAUGAGAUGAACGAUGAUGAGAAGCUGGAUGAUGCUGAAAAUGAGAAAAACCAAAACAAUGAGAAAAACGAACAGGAAACUGAAGGAGAUGAUAUCCCAGACAAUUUAGAGUUUGAUGAUAAUGACAUUGGUGAAGAAGAGAUGGAGAAUGAGCAUACCAAAGAAAAUGAAGAAGGCUCACCUGAUGAACUCAAGUCUGAGGAAGAAAACGGUGCUGCUGACGAAGAUGAUCCAGAGAGCAACGAAAAGGAAGAAAAGGAUGAGAAUAUUGAAGAGGAGAUAAAUGAGACGGAGAAAGAGAGAAUGGAAGGAGCUGAGAAAGAAAAUGAGGAUAUUGUUGAAGAUAAAGGGAAAGUUGGAGAAGAUGCAAUGGAUGAUAAUGAAGAUCGUGAGGAACCAGAUGGAAAUGCAGAUGAGCACGAUGUUAUGGCUGAGCAAUCUGAGAAUCAACAACACGGCUCGAACGCACCUGAUGCCGAUCUUAAUGAAGCUACUGCCCAGAUCGAGAAUGAACUGGAUGACCAACAACAACAACAGCGAGAAAAUCAAGGACAUGGCUCAAGUCAGAUGGAGGCUGGCGAUGGCCAUUCAGGAAUAUCCUCGUUCAGGGAAAAUCAGACUUCGAAUGAGAAAAAGAAUAGGAAAAAGGACUAUAAUAAAUCACGGCAAGACCGAUCUCUUGCUGAUGAUGUUGAACAGAGGCUCAAACGACUGAAGACGGAAGAUCUAAAAGAGAACCAAGCCAGAGAAGACGAAACGGACAAUGCUGAAAAACAAACGUCAGAUUUGUACGAGCACGUCCGAGGUGGUGACCAUUAUGACGCCCAGACCCUUGACGCUGCAACUGCUGAGCAAACUCAAAGCCAGUCCAACAUGGAAAAGCCACAAGAAGAAUCCGACGUAGAAAUGAGUGAAGAAGAAGCUAAAGAUGAAGAAACAGCUGUGGAACAAGAUUUUGAAAUUGCUGAAAGUGAUAAUUUGCAGCAGAGUAAGAAGUCAAAAAGCUCAAAAGAUCAACCCGUGUUGGAUGACAACUUCGACGACGAGAAGUUCAAUAAAGAAGUUUCUACAGAGGAGCCAAUGGUUGCCGAAGGGAUCGACAUUCGCAGGAUCGAUAGUGCCUUUUUUACUUCAAGAGAAGCUCUGACUAAAACUUUUGAUGUUGCUUUGUUUGAACUCGAUAGUGAUACACUGCGUAAGGAACUUGAGGAGAACCUUGCCUCUCAGAGAAACAUUUCAUCUCAGGCUGCCGAAUCAAACAGCGAGGCUGUUGAAAGAUGGCGCAAAUACGAAACGCUGACAUCACCUUUAGCGCAGCAGCUUUGUGAGCAGUUGCGUCUUGUGCUCGAACCAACACUGGCUAGUAAACUAAAGGGUGACUAUCGAACGGGAAAGAGGCUGAACAUGCGAAAGGUAAUUUCUUAUAUUGCAAGUCAAUUCAGGAAAGACAAAAUUUGGCUGAGACGGACGAAAAAGAGCCGGAGGCAGUAUCAGAUCUUAGUUGCUGUCGACGAUUCAUCGAGCAUGGGAGACAAUCAUUCUAAACAGCUUGCAUUUGAAUCUUUAGCUGUCAUUAGCAACGCUCUGACGUGGCUUGAGGCGGGUGAACUUGCAGUAUGCAGCUUUGGUGAGUCAACCAAGUUGCUGCAUUCAUUCAAGGAACCUUUCAACGAAGACGCUGGGGCACACAUCUUGCGUGAUUUUACUUUUGAGCAGAAGAAAACACUUAUUGCAAAGAUGUUAGAUACAUGCACUGCUUUCAUGUCAAAGGAAAGAACUAAUGUUUUAAGAGGAUCAGCCAAUCGAAUCGACACCUCGCAAUUGCUACUCAUUGUAUCAGAUGGACGAGGGAUAUUUCUCGAGGGUAAAGAGGCUGUUGAGCGUUCAGUCAGACGUGCAAGAGAGGCUGGUGUAUUCAUUGUAUUUAUCAUACUGGACAAUCCAUCAAACCGAGACUCGAUACUUGAUAUCCGAAUACCAAUUUUCAAAUCUGGUGGCGGUUUUCCAGAGAUCAAGUCAUAUAUUGAAGAGUUUCCUUUCCCCUUUUAUAUGAUUCUCAGGGAUAUAAACUCUCUUCCCGUUGUGCUUAGCGACGCUUUAAGACAGUGGUUUGAGUUAGUUAUCAGUGCAACAUAGCAUGUUCUUUUUUGUGUUAACGACUGGAGACCCAUAAAACUCCCUUGUCGAUGAUAUUCCAGUAAUUUUUUUAAAAGCUUUUUUUGCCUUAAGUAAGGUCAUCUAAUUCGACCAACUUGCUUUUAGUAUUAUUUCACAUCACGAGCAAUCCAUAUUUCAAUGUAAUUCUUUCAGUGUUAAUAAGCAAUGCCAUAAACUCUUGAUCAUGAAUUCUAAAGCACAUGAUGCAAUAAUACAUGACUUUACCACCGAAUUUUCUAGUGCAAAAUGGCAAAGACUUGUAAUUGGUAUGCUCGUUUGAACAUUCCCUCUUAGGUUGCAUCCAGACUAUCCAGACUAAUCGCGCCUGGGUUAGUUAAGUAAGAUUGAAUCUAGAUAGCAUUUUUUGUGUAAAAAGAGGUUUAAAAUGAUGUCUGUUCUUAUGAAAUUUCCCUAGUUAUGCUUGUAAGACAAACCUUCAGACGAAAGAACUUUUUUCUCGUCAAAGCGAUUAAUAUAUAAUGUAUUUUUGAGAAUAUUUUGAUAUUUUUCAUUAAAGCUAGCAAUCACA